CGCGAGGGUUUAGCUCCCCGCCGCUCCUCUCUUCUCCUCCCCGAUGCCUCCGCCUCGCCGCGCGCUCCUCGCCCCACUCCUCCGCCUCCGCGGCUUCUCCUCCCUCGCCCACCACUCGCCGCUGCCGCCUCCCCCGCGCCGCCACCAGUUCGUACUCCCCGCUGACCCCGCCGCGGGCAUCCAGGGACGGGGCGGCAUCGGCAACCCGCUCGACCCGGCGCAGCUCCUCCGCGACGACCCGGUCGCCAUAACUGCAUCGCUGUGGGUCUCCUCCUUCCGCGCCCAGCCGGCCACCGCCGCGCCGCCGUCGCUGUCGCCGUUCCUCUCGCGCCUCGAGCUCUGGGUGCUCGCCUACCAGAAGGCCUACGCCGACGAGACAGGAUCCUACCUGCCCCGCUCCUCCAUCCCGGCCUCCACACUCUCCUCCCUCCUCGCGCUCCGCAACGCCGUCCUCGACGCCCGCUUCCGCUUCGGCAACCGCCUCACCCCCUUCCUCCACUCCCCGCGCCCCGCCGCCGCCGCGGACCCCGCCACGCUCUCCAAGCGCAAGCUCCGCGCCCUCCUCACCACCCCGGGGCCGGCCCCCUUCCAGGACCGCGUCGUGCAGGAGCUCCUCCUCCUGCUGCUCGAGCCCGUCUACGAGGCAAGGUUCUCGCCCAAGUCCUUCGCCUUCCGCCCGGGCCGAUCUCCGCACGCCGCGAUCCGCACCAUCCGCCGCAGCUUCGCGCCCUACCUCUGGUAUAUCAAGGGCGACCUCUCCCCGCUCCUCCACUCCCCUGAUCCUGCUAUCGUCGUUGGUGCACUUAUCCGUGAUGUGCGUGACAAGAAGGUUGUCGAUUUGAUUCGUUCAGCACUGCUCACCCCACCUGUGACAGCGAGGCCUGGCGAUGAAGAUGCAGCGAAGAAGAAAAAGAAGAGGAAGUACCAGAAGAAGAAGGUGCUUCCGGAGGGAGAGCCGAAGCCUGACCCCUACUGGUUGCAGACAUUCUUUGGGUUUGCACCAGAAGAGGCUCUCACCCAGCCAGAUUGGGGACACUGUGGUGUACUGAGCCCAUUGCUUGCUAAUGUGUGCUUAGAUGAGCUUGAUCAAUGGAUGGAGGCAAAGAUUAAGGAAUUCUACAGGCCGUCCAAGUCCGAUGUUGUGGGAGGGGAGGAUGAAGUCGAGCAGGGGAACACUUCAUGGCCAGAAUUUGUUCCCACUAGUGGCCCUGACAAAACGAGGAAGGUGGACUACAUUCGAUACGGUGGCCAUUUCUUAAUCGGGGUCAGGGGUCCAAGAGCAGAUGCGGCAGUGCUCCGAAAGCAGCUUGUUGAAUUCUGUGACCAGCGGUUCCGGAUCAAGCUUGACAAUGAGAGCCUCCCUAUUGAGCACAUCACCAAAGGGAUCAUGUUCCUUGAUCAUGUGCUGUGCCGCCGUGUUGUGUACCCGACUCUCCGUUACACAGCCUCUGGAGGCAAGAUCAUCAGCGAGAAGGGGGUUGGGACUCUGCUAUCUGUGACAGCUAGUUUAAAGCAGUGCAUCAAGCAGUUCCGGAAGCUUGAGUUUUUAAAGGGGGACCGUGAACCAGACCCACAACCUUGCUUCAGGAUGUUCCAUGCCACACAAGCUCACACAAAUGCACAGAUGAAUAAGCUUUUGCUGACAAUGGCAGAGUGGUAUCGUUAUGCUGAUAACCGCAAGAAGGUUGUCAAUUUCUGCUCAUACAUUAUAAGGGGUUCCUUGGCAAAGUUAUAUGCUGCCAAAUACAAACUGAGGUCGAGGGCAAAGGUCUACAAGAUUGCAUCAAGGAAUCUUAGUCGACCAUUGAAGGAUAAGAAAGGACAGUCGCCAGAGUACCACAAUUUGCUAAGAAUGGGUCUUGUGGACUCAAUUGAUGGGCUUCAGUAUACAAGGAUGUCGAUGGUUCCUGAUCCUGAUUACACACCAUUACCAAGUGGAUGGCGCCCAGACCAUGAGAAGAUUUUACUGGAGUAUAUAAAGCUCACAGAUCAACAAACAGUAGAAGAGCAGCGAAGCUGCAUUAGGGAGGAAGGACUUAUAACUCCACAGGACUACAUAUCAAUGCUUGUAUGGAGCUACAAGAAAAAUGCAGUUUUACUACCUUCAUUCAAAGAGAGUGACCACAAAGGGUCCACAGAGGACUUGGGUUCAGACACAGAUGAGUUGAGUGACAAGGAAUUAGGAAAUCCUGGCCAUGUGGAUUCCCCAAAGGUUGCUGAAAUGCCAUGAGUAUUAAAUUCUUCAAAAUGACCACUCUCUAGUAUUCUGAAGGGGCAGUUGACAAAAUAGCUGCUCAAUGCUGCUGGAGUUAAAAGAAAUCAACUAACUCGCUGCGAACAUAAACUAUGGUACAAAGCUGUAAUUUGCUGUCGAAUCUCUGUUGUGCUGGUUCCUAAGUGCCUAACUACAUGGCUGCUUCCUAUUCAGGGACAUGAAGUUUUGCACAGCUUCAACUUCAAGAAUAUUUCUCAAUACUCAGGAUCAUUUUGGAUAUUUGUUGUUGUGCAAGCACAAGACACCAGGAUGGAAUUUGAGGAAAUGUUGCCAGAUUGUGCAACUGCAUGCAGAACAAGCUUCUGACACUGUUACAGACAAAUCCUAUCUUUUAGUAAGACUAGCCUUACCAAUUCUAUUUAUACAUCUCCAACUCAUUUGGAAAAAUCGCCCUGUACACAUUCUGUUCAAACUUCAAACGACCUAUUCAUCUGUAGAAUGUUUUACAUAAAGCAGAGGUCACUGGUCACAUAUUGGAAGAUUCGGUUAUCCAUAGCUUCUUAUACUUUAGUAUGAAGUAAUGGCUGAUUGCAUGCCUUGGUCGGUUAGAUUUUUAAAGAUAUGACUGGAAAGUGGAAAGUCUAUUUAAUAGAACCGUACUUGUUUGAUCUGUUUGUUCUUAGUUUGUUGCUUUUUUAAGCAUUGAAUGCUAUAGUGAACAGUAAGUUGUUUGUAAUUACCUAUAACUUUGGAAACUCAAAAUGGCAAUUUCUUCAAUGAUUCAGUAGAGAGUUCUCUCUUAAAGUUCCACUCUGCUAAGAAUCAUUUCACAUACUCUUGCUUCUAUUUGUUUCCAAUGGGCAUUUGUAAU
Oryza brachyantha (malo sina) is the source of this 3086-nucleotide messenger RNA. RefSeq names its product nuclear intron maturase 2, mitochondrial. The transcript has a single exon. The coding region runs from base 44 to 2230 and encodes 728 amino acids. The record is from RefSeq and is a predicted model, not a curated record. NCBI's taxonomy places the organism in Eukaryota, Viridiplantae, Streptophyta, Magnoliopsida, Poales, Poaceae. Gene Ontology annotation, biological process: mRNA processing.